AUGGAAGCUGCAUUUCUGGAGAUGUCCCCAUUCACAACAAUGGAGAAACCUCCUGAAAUGCCGCUUCUGAGACUGCUUCAAAAAUGCAUCGACGAUGCCUUUGAAGUCUGCAGCAGCCCCAGGAUAGACCAUUAUAAAGAAGGUAAGAAUAUUACUGGAAGUUUUGCCAAUGCGAUCCAUGGUCUGAACGCAAGUCACAUGACCAAAGUGGUUAUGCAGAGGAGCAAACGAAUGAUUCUGGAUACCUUAGGAGUUGGCCUGCUAGGCACCAAGACAGAUGUCUUUCAAAAAAUGACACAGUACAGUAAGAUCUACAGUUCAGAUGCAUCCAGCUCUGUUUGGGCUCAUCCAGAUGUCAGGCUACCUCCCUUGUAUGCAGCUUUUGUGAAUGGUGUGGCGGUUCACUCCAUGGAUUUUGACGACACCUGGCAUCCAACCACACACCCAUCUGGGGCAGUGUUGCCUGCUCUCCUUGCUAUUUCGGAAGCCUUGCCUGAGAAGCAAAAGGUUUCUGGCCUUGAUCUGCUUUUGGCUUUUAAUGUAGGAAUUGAAGUACAAGGUAGACUGAUGCACUUUUCCAAUGAGGCCAGCUAUCUUCCUAGAAGGUUCCACCCUCCAUCCAUCCUCGGCACCCUGGGAAGUGCUGCAGCAGCUGCCAAACUCCUGGGUCUCAAUCAAUAUCAAUGCAAGGAAGCAUUGGCUAUUGCUGCAUCCUAUGCUGGUGCACCACUGGCUAAUGCAGCCACACAAACGAAGCCUCUUCACAUGGGCAAUGCAAGUAGGCAUGGCCUGGAAGCUGCCUUCCUGGCCUCUUUGGGCCUUCAAGCAAACAAGCUGAUCCUGGACCUCGAGUCGGGCUUUGGGGCCUUUUACACUGACUACUCCCCCCAGAGUCUGCCAAGUCUGCAAUCCUAUUCAUGGCUUCUGGACCAACAAGACGUAGCUAUCAAGCGCUUUCCAGCACACCUGGGAACACACUGGAUGGCAGAGGCAGCCCUGGCAGUAAGGAAGCACCUUGCAAAGAGUGGGGAGUCCCUCCCCAGUGGCAGAAUCAAGACCAUUGUGCUUAGUGUCCCAGAUAUUAGAUAUGUGAACAGGCAAUUUCCUACCUCAGAACAUGAAGCCAGGCAUUCUUUCCAGUUUGCCGCAUGUACUGCCCUGCUAGAUGGUUACAUCUCUAUGGAGUCAUUCAAAGAGAAGAACAUCUCCAGGCCAGAGUUAAAUGAACUGCUCAGAAAGACACACAUGGAGCAUUCUCCUGACAACAAGCCCAGUUUCAAUACCCUUUACUGUGACAUGAACAUCACCCUCCAUGAUGGGGAAGUAUUGUCCGAACGUUGCGACACAUUCUAUGGACACUGGAGGAAGCCAUUAAGCCAGGGAGAUCUGGUGAAAAAAUUCCAGUCUAAUGCUUCCACUGCUCUUUCAACAGAAGCCACUGAAAGCAUUGUGGAAAUAGUCGAUAAUUUAGAAAAACUAGAAGACAGCAGCAUAUUGACCUCCCUUCUUCAAGGGGCCAGGUCAGCAAAGGAUCAAUUACAGGGCAGACAAGGACUGUUUUGAGGGGAGAACACACACACAAUGAAACUUGCAUUGUUUCAGUAACAUCUUAAAUAUUUGUCAGGGCCCAGGGUUUUUAUAUUAGCAUUAUUUCUCAAAAUUCUCCUUCAGUGGACAAGCGGCAGUUCUGCAAAUGUCUAUUUGAUACAUAAUGCAUGUGUACAUCUACAAAAUGCAGUAGGCAGGAUACAAAAUGUCAGACAAGUGCGUCUUCAUUCCCAGUGAAACUCUGGACUGUUUUCCAAACAGCAGCCCCCAAUGCCAUAGAGAAAGAUACGUUUGCAUGUGAGGGGAUUUUCAAAAGCAGAUUGUGAUAUGGUAGGGAAAUCUCCCAUUCAAAGUCAAAAACUCACUUCGUAAGCCCAAGCUCUUGGGUACCCCUAAAGUAGCUCUUUGGAUCCUGGCCAACACAUGUGUGAGUUUGUAAACCUGCAUAUUAUACAGGUACACAUGUGAAGGACCUAUGCUGCGGUAUAGCCACUCACUGUUUUUGAGUAGCCUCCUCAAGUAUUCCGAGUUUUGAGCUUAGACCAAAAACUCUAGCCCAAUCUUUGGGCUCACUUGUAGUCUUGGGGAUCACUCUUUUCUCCAGACAGUGGAUUUGGGCUAAAAGUGGUGAAAUUCACAAUAAAAAUGGCACCACCUAGCAGUAAGGGUUUAAUGGCUAUCGAGCACAUGCAUAAAUCAGGCAUAACAUUGCUUGCAAUAUGUAUGGCAUUCAAAGUUGGAUUUAACAUGGUUAAUUUUAUAUUCCUUAGAAUUUUUUUUUAAAGAGUUGUGUGCUCUUUUUUCUUGUUUAGAAAGAAAUAAAGUGUGCCUAAGUCUUUGCUGGA
Messenger RNA from Hemicordylus capensis (graceful crag lizard), 2393 nucleotides. It is a transcript of the gene ACOD1, whose product is annotated as aconitate decarboxylase 1. NCBI's taxonomy places the organism in Eukaryota, Metazoa, Chordata, Lepidosauria, Squamata, Cordylidae. Gene Ontology annotation, molecular function: lyase activity. The transcript is spliced from 5 exons. The record is from RefSeq and is a predicted model, not a curated record. Bases 1 to 1563 code for a protein of 520 amino acids.